Molecule: messenger RNA, 1842 nt
Organism: Condylura cristata (star-nosed mole)
Lineage: Eukaryota; Metazoa; Chordata; Mammalia; Eulipotyphla; Talpidae
Gene: RAD23A
Product: RAD23 homolog A (S. cerevisiae)
Exons: 9
Coding region: 103-1194 (363 amino acids)
Biological process (GO): nucleotide-excision repair; proteasome-mediated ubiquitin-dependent protein catabolic process
Cellular component (GO): nucleoplasm; cytosol
Molecular function (GO): polyubiquitin modification-dependent protein binding; proteasome binding; damaged DNA binding
Source: RefSeq, a predicted model, not a curated record
GGAAGCGGUCGGAGCGCAGCGCGACUGGGCGCUAAGAUGGCGGCCGCGUGAGUUGCAUGUUGUGUGAGGGACCCGGGGCCGCCGUGUCGCUUGGGCCUCGCCAUGGCCGUCACCAUCACGCUCAAAACGCUGCAGCAACAGACCUUCAAGAUUCGCAUGGAGCCUGACGAGACGGUAAAGGUGCUAAAAGAAAAGAUAGAAGCUGAGAAGGGACGUGAUGCCUUCCCUGUGGCUGGACAGAAACUCAUCUAUGCUGGCAAGAUCCUCAGUGAUGAUGUCCCUAUCAGGGACUAUAGAAUUGAUGAGAAAAACUUUGUGGUCGUCAUGGUGACCAAGGCCAAAGCUAGCCCAGGCACCUCAAUAACCACAGAGGCCUCCCCCACUGCUGCCCCGGAGUCCUCCAUCUCCUUCCCACUGGCCCCUGCCUCAGGAAUGUCCCAUCCCCUGCCCACCACCAGAGAGGACAAGAGCCCAUCAGAGGAAUCUGUGCCCACGACGUCUCCGGAGUCUGUGUCAGGCUCUGUUCCCUCUUCAGGUAGCAGCGGGCGAGAGGAAGACGCAGCCUCUACGCUAGUGACUGGCUCUGAGUAUGAGACGAUGCUGACGGAGAUCAUGUCCAUGGGCUAUGAGCGGGAACGGGUCGUGGCCGCCCUGAGAGCCAGCUACAACAAUCCUCACCGAGCCGUGGAGUAUCUACUCACGGGAAUUCCUGGGAGUCCCGAGCCAGAGCAUGGUUCCGUGCAGGAAAGCCAGGUAUCUGAGCAGCCAGCCACAGAAGCAGCAGGAGAGAACCCCUUGGAGUUCCUGAGGGAUCAGCCCCAGUUCCAGAACAUGCGGCAGGUGAUUCAGCAGAACCCAGCACUCCUGCCUGCCCUACUGCAGCAGCUGGGCCAGGAGAACCCUCAGCUUUUGCAGCAAAUUAGCCGGCAUCAGGAGCAGUUCAUCCAGAUGCUGAACGAGCCCCCAGGGGAGCUGGCAGACAUCUCAGACGUGGAGGGGGAGGUGGGUGCCAUAGGUGAGGAUGCCCCGCAAAUGAACUACAUCCAGGUGACGCCACAGGAGAAGGAAGCAAUAGAGAGGUUGAAGGCCCUUGGCUUCCCAGAGAGCCUGGUGAUCCAGGCCUACUUCGCUUGUGAAAAAAACGAGAACUUGGCUGCCAACUUCCUUCUGAGUCAGAACUUUGAUGAUGAGUGAUGACUGGGAGAUCCGGCCACCCACAGCCCCCCACCCUGACCCCUCCUCCAAAAAGUUUUAUAAAAGAAAAAAUAUAUAUAUAUUCAUGUUUAUUUAAGAAGUGAGAAAUCAAAAACCUUAAAAAAAAAAAAAAAAAACAACUUUACACCCUCUUAAACUGGCCCCUGUUCCAAUCUUGGCCUGAAAAGACCCUUGCCAGACAUCUGUCCCCCAUCCCCCACUCCAGUCCAGCUUUCUCCAAGGAGCUGGCAGAACUGGAGGUAACAGAUGGGCCCCUUUUGGCCUCUGUCCCAGCUCCCUGCAGCCAGAUGGAGAGGCGGCUGCUUGCUUCCCCAUCCUUCAAAGAGCCCCUGAGACCUUUCCUCCACCCUUUUCCAGGGUAUGAGGAAACUGGAGCCCCAAACUUUGAUCUUUCAUUGGAGUGGCCCAAAUCUUUCCAUCUGAGGUGAAUACUUGAGGUCCAAGUCUCCUUCCCCAGUCUGGCCUUGGCCUCCAACCUCCAUCCCUUUGUUGGGGAGGAGGCUUAGUUUGUCCUGCCUGGGAAGGGUAAUGUCGGAGCUGUUCAUGAGGCGGAGACCAUCUCCCACCCCAAACACAGAACUUGUGUCUCUGAUAAAGGUUUUGAAGUGAAUAAAGUUUUAAAAGACA